UUAAACAUGUCAGGUAGAGGGAAAACCGGCGGUAAGGCCCGAGCAAAGGCCAAGACUCGCUCAUCCCGGGCCGGACUUCAGUUCCCGGUGGGUCGUGUCCACAGACUGCUCCGCAAAGGCAACUACGCUCAGCGCAUCGGUGCCGGCGCCCCCGUCUACUUGGCGGCCGUACUCGAGUACCUGACCGCCGAGAUUCUGGAGUUGGCCGGCAACGCCGCCCGCGACAACAAGAAGACCAGAAUCAUCCCUCGUCACCUGCAGCUGGCCGUCCGCAACGACGAGGAGCUCAACAAGCUUCUCGGUGGGGUCACCAUCGCCCAGGGUGGAGUUCUGCCCAACAUCCAGGCCGUGCUUCUGCCCAAGAAGACCGAGAAAGCCGGCAAGACAAAGUAAUUUAGAAACCACCGC
Molecule: messenger RNA, 408 nt
Organism: Phycodurus eques (leafy seadragon)
Lineage: Eukaryota; Metazoa; Chordata; Actinopteri; Syngnathiformes; Syngnathidae
Product: histone H2A-like
Exons: 1
Coding region: 7-393 (128 amino acids)
Cellular component (GO): nucleosome
Molecular function (GO): DNA binding; protein heterodimerization activity; structural constituent of chromatin
Source: RefSeq, a predicted model, not a curated record